GCCCGAGCCCGGCCGCAGCCCUGCGCCGGCGGCUGCUCCGCGCGGACCCGAGCCGGAGCGGGACUGGGACGGGCCGAGGCGGCGGCGAGGCGGCCCCGCCCCGGGGCUCCAUUGUUGCGGCGACCGCGGCUCUGCCGGCUCUCGGCUCCGCUCCACGGUCCCGGCGCCGCCGGCAGGGAGCGAGCGCUGCCGCAGAGGCGGGGAGUGCUGUGCCAUGAGUUGUCGUCAAGGAGUCCUCUGUCUGUCAUUCAUGUCUGCAAGUCCUGUGUCUGGUCAUCGGUGUCUGGCAGAUGGAGCAUCCUGGGCUCAAUGGAAGAGUUAAUAGUUGAACUUCGACUCUUCCUUGAACUCCUGGACCACGAAUAUCUGACAUCCACCGUCAGAGAGAAGAAGGCGGCCAUUGCCGACAUCCUGCUGAGGGUGCAGUCAGCCAAAGGUUUUGAAGUGAAAGAUCAUGCUCAGAAGCAAGAGACCCCCAACAGCCUGCCAGCCCCGCCCCAGCUGCCUCUGCCGGAGAUCCCGCAGCCGUGGCUGCCGCCGGACAGCGGGCCGCCGCCGUUGCCGACGUCCUCCCUCCCAGAAGGCUACUACGAGGAGGCUGUGCCCCUGAGUCCUGGGAAAGCUCCGGAGUACAUCACCUCAAAUUAUGACUCAGAUGCGAUGAGUAGCUCCUACGAAUCGUAUGAUGAAGAGGAGGAGGAUGGAAAGGGGAAGAAAACGCGACACCAGUGGCCGUCCGAAGAGGCUUCCAUGGACCUGGUGAAGGACGCCAAGAUCUGUGCCUUCCUGCUGCGGAAGAAGCGCUUUGGCCAGUGGACCAAGUUACUCUGCGUCAUCAAAGACACCAAGCUACUGUGCUAUAAAAGUUCCAAGGACCAGCAGCCUCAGAUGGAACUGCCGCUCCAAGGGUGCAACAUUACAUAUAUCCCAAAGGACAGCAAAAAGAAGAAACACGAGUUGAAAAUUACUCAGCAAGGCACAGACCCGCUUGUUCUUGCGGUCCAGAGCAAGGAGCAGGCCGAACAGUGGCUGAAGGUGAUCAGAGAAGUCUACAGCGGCUGCAGUGGGCCCGCGGACCUGGAAUGUCCCCCGCCGUCCAGCUCUCCGGUGCACAAGGCAGAACUGGAGAAGAAACUGUCUUCAGAGAGACCAAGCUCAGAUGGAGAGGGUGUUAUAGAAAAUGGAAUUACUAUGUGUAAUGGAAAAGAACAAGUUAAGAGGAAAAAAAGUUCCAAAUCAGAGGCUAAGGGAACCGUUUCUAAAGUCACUGGGAAAAAAAUCACCAAGAUCAUCGGUUUGGGAAAGAAAAAGCCGUCAACGGAUGAGCAGACCUCCUCCGCCGAGGAGGACGUUCCCACGUGUGGCUACCUGAACGUGCUCUCCAACAACCGCUGGCGUGAGCGCUGGUGCCGGGUGAAGGACAACAAGCUGGUUUUCCACAAGGACAGGGCCGACCUGAAGACCCACAUCGCUUCCAUCCCGCUCCGCGGCUGCGAGGUCAUCCCGGGUCUGGAUGCCAAGCACCCCCUGACGUUCCGGCUGCUCCGCCACGGACAGGAGGUCGCCGCGCUGGAGGCGUCUUCUUCUGAAGACAUGGGCAGAUGGAUUGGGAUUUUGCUGGCUGAGACAGGGUCCUCGACAGACCCCGGGGCUCUGCACUAUGACUAUAUAGACGUGGAGAUGUCUGCGAACGUCAUUCAGACAGCGAAACAGACCUUCUGUUUCGUGAACAGGCGACUUCUAUCUACUAAUCCCUAUCUAGGGGGCACCUCCAGCGGCUACGCCCACCCCAGUGGGACGGCACUGCACUAUGACGACGUCCCGUGCAUAGACGGCUCGUUGAGGGGUAAAAAGCCCCCACUAGCGUCCAGCGGGGUUACAGGAAAAGGGAAGACUCUGAGCAACCAGCAGAAGAAAGCCGAUUCGGCAGCCAGCGUGAAGCGCACGCCGUCGAAUGCUGACCAGUACAAAUAUGGCAAGAACCGAGUCGAAGCAGAUGCCAAGCGGUUGCAGACCAAAGAGGAGGAGCUGCUGAAAAGGAAGGAGGGCCUGCGGAACAGGCUGGCGCAGCUCCGGAAGGAAAGGAGAGACCUGCGGGCUGCCAUCGAAGUGAACGCGGGUAGGAAGACCCAGGUGAUUCUGGAGGAUAAGUUGAAGAGGCUGGAGGAGGAGUGUAAGCAGAAGGAGACGGAGCGCGUGAACUUGGAGCUGGAGCUGACGGAGGUCAAGGAGAGCCUGAAGAAGGCCCUGGCAGGCGGCAUUACUCUGGGGCUGGCCAUCGAGCCCAGAUCGGGGACAUCGAGUCCACAGUCUCCGGUUUUUAGGCAUCGGACUCUGGAGAACUCGCCCAUGUCCAGCUGCGAAACCAGCGAUGCAGAGGGUCCCGUGCCGGUGAACAGCGCGGCCAUCCUCAAGAAGAGCCAGCCGGCCGCCAGCAGCUCGCCCUGCCGGGGGCACGUGCUUCGGAAGGCCAAGGAGUGGGAGCUGAAGAACGGGACGUAGAGGACCGCAGGACGGCUGCAGCGCGGGCCGGCGCCGCCCCACCCGACACCGGCGAGCGCGGGACGCCGAGGGCUCGGCAGCGGGCCGGGCGUUCCUGACCGGCUCGGACGCCCUCCCCGGCCCCGGCCCACGUGUAUCCCUUCUACUGUGUAAUGGUGCCCUUAAAGAAAUUUACUGGUAACACUUUGGUUUCCAACUGUAUCUGUUCAAAAACAAAAGGGAUGAAAAGGUAUUGUGAAAGAACCUGCAGCGGACGGAGAAGUGACGUCUCUCUACCCAGUGAAGUGAGCGCUCUAACCAGCUCAGCGCAGCCCCAGGCUGAAGCCGAAUGGGGCAGCAGCCCUGGCCGAGACCCGGACGGGCGUGGAGGGGUCUGGGCCCGAGUGGCCGGGGCGGCCUCUCGGGCCGAUCGUGACCCGUGGACUUGUCACUGCGACGUGAACGGGAGGAACUGGUGUCCCAGCGGCCCCUCCCCACGUGCCUGUCCCCCUCGUCACUAGAGGUAAAAGGACGAGAAAAUCAUGCUGUGAAGCAUUUUUUACCUUUUCAUUUUUUCCUUCUGGACAGAUGCCUUUGUCAUCAGGACAUGAAAAGCUGCCAAUCUUUCUGAAGUUUUUAAAGAUCUCUUUUUUAUUGUGUGUCGCACUUA
This is a messenger RNA of Equus quagga, 3151 nucleotides long. It is a transcript of the gene AFAP1, whose product is annotated as actin filament associated protein 1. Gene Ontology annotation, molecular function: SH2 domain binding; SH3 domain binding. NCBI's taxonomy places the organism in Eukaryota, Metazoa, Chordata, Mammalia, Perissodactyla, Equidae. The transcript has 18 exons. Gene Ontology annotation, cellular component: cytosol. Bases 310 to 2502 code for a protein of 730 amino acids. The record is from RefSeq and is a predicted model, not a curated record.